Molecule: messenger RNA, 870 nt
Organism: Anastrepha obliqua
Lineage: Eukaryota; Metazoa; Arthropoda; Insecta; Diptera; Tephritidae
Gene: GstE12
Product: glutathione S-transferase 1
Exons: 3
Coding region: 119-796 (225 amino acids)
Biological process (GO): glutathione metabolic process
Molecular function (GO): glutathione transferase activity
Source: RefSeq, a predicted model, not a curated record
UAGUGUUUAUGGAAGUUCAGUCUCUUCAGUGUACUCAUUUAGUAAAGAUCAACGGACAAGCGGUACAGUUAGUUGAUGUUUAUUUUCCAUUAAGACAUUCCCACAAGAAAAUUACAAUAUGUCGAAACUAGUUUUGUACUAUGCAACAUUAAGCCCUCCAUCGCGUGCCGUUUUACUGACAGCAAAAUUGCUUAACCUUGAAUUGGAAUUACGCUCAAUUAGCCUAUUGAAAGGCGAGCAUCUAACAGAGGAGUUUAUUAAGAUAAAUCCACAACAUACCAUUCCUACACUGAUUGAUGAUGGAAAUGUCAUAUACGAUUCGCAUGCCAUUUGUGGUUACUUAGUUGACAAGUAUGGGAACGACGACAAACUCUAUCCAAAAGAUUUGGUGAAACGUGCGCAAGUGAAUGCACGCCUACAUUUCGAUUCCGGGCAUCUAUUUGCACGUUUACGUUUUCUUUAUGAACCGAUCCUAUACUCCGGUUCAACCGAUUGCUCUAUGGAUAAAAUCGCUUAUAUACAAAAAACAUACGAAAUAAUGGAGGAAAUGUUGAAAGAGCACCCAUACGUGUGUGGUGAUGAAUUGACAAUUGCUGAUUUGUGUUGUGUAGCAACAAUAACUUCUGUUGAUGAGGUGGCGCCAAUUGAUGAGUUUAAAUUCGCCAAGUUACGAGCAUGGAUGAAACGCUUGUCUGAGCUUCCUGAUUAUCAGAAGAUCAAUCAAGAUGGAGCUGAUGAGUUAAAGAAGAUCUUUAAAGAUAUUUUAGACGAAAAUCGAUCAAAACAAAAUAAAUAAGGUCCCUUUAUGAAUAUUGACUAAUAAUGAUAAAUAUAUUUGCAUGCAUAAAGAUUAAUAAACACAAAAGUUUA